Molecule: messenger RNA, 1041 nt
Organism: Copidosoma floridanum
Lineage: Eukaryota; Metazoa; Arthropoda; Insecta; Hymenoptera; Encyrtidae
Source: RefSeq, a predicted model, not a curated record
AUGAUGCGCAGCUCAAUUGCACGUCAGUUAACAGCUGGACCAUUGAUAAAUUUAAACUUGGAGAAUUUCGGUAAGGUUUUCCGAGCUUUUAAGGAACUCUUCUUGGUGGAUGGAAAACUUGAAAUACUUGUCGAAUGUAUCAUUGGUGUUAUUUUUAUGACGGGAACAACUAUAAAAUACAUUCAAAAUCUUUGCAUGGAACACAAGUUACGGCACAUUUACAAGCGUUUUACCAACGAUUGGAAACAAAUGGAAAAUAAAAGGGAAAAAGAAGUUUUAAGAAAAUCUUGGAAACUUGGUUAUACAUUUACGCUUAUUUUUAUAGUGUAUCUUAUCCAAAACCUUAUUAUUUUUGUGACGAUGCCUAUAAUGGGACCGAAAAUAUUCGACACAAUAAUUUCCACGAAUGAAUCACGACCCAAAUUGUUCAUUAUAUACACGGAGUAUUUUGUAGAUGAACAAGAAUACUACUGGUAUAUAUAUGCCCACUCGUUCAUUGUUAGUAUUCUCGUAACAUUUAUCAUAGCUGCUGCAGAUACGAUGUAUGCUAACUGCGUCUGUCACUGUAUUGGACUCUACGAUGUUCUUAAAUAUCGUAUGGAUCAAACAUUCGAAAUGACCCGUGAUAAAUUUAAAUGUGAUUCAAAAUUUGAGGAAGAACGAAUCCACGCCUACAUUAUCCAAACAAUUAAACUCCAUAACCAAACAAUUGAGUUCCGUACCAUUAUAAUAUCAUCAAAUCGCUAUAUCGUGAUGUGGUUGGGGCAUUUUAUUUACCUGUUCUAUACAUGCUGGCCAGGGCAAAAAUUGGUUGAUAAAAAUGUAGAGUUUUUUAUGUCCCUUUACUUUUGCGGUUGGUAUAAAUUACCCAUCAAAACACGAUACUUAAUACAUUUAAUGAUGAUGCGCAGCUCAAUUGCACGUCAGUUAACAGCUGGACCAUUGAUAAAUUUAAACUUGGAGAAUUUCGGUAAGGUUACUAAGGAAAAAGAUCAAGCAAUCACUCCUAGUAAGAAAUUAAGAUUAGUUUGGAGGCUUUAA